UGCGAAGGACGGUACCAGAAACAGUUUGAGUUGAUAACCGCUGAGGUCCAGCUGCUGCCAGACGUGAUAUGGGAGCUGUCCUACUUCGAGUCGCUUUACGAAUCCUGUCUUUAUGGUGGAGAUAUGGUGCAACGAGUGAUAUCUUCACCAUACCAGACCUUGUUCAAGUUCUGGUACCGGUGUACCAAGAUCCUCGAAAGUCCAGUCAGCCAUGUCUUCACCACCAACAGAAAACUUCAGCUUCUGGUGGACGAUCUGAAAAGCAACUCCGCUUCUCUCUCCAGAAUUCGUGACGGUCUUGAGGCGUACCUUGGUAAGGGUCUCUGGGAAGCCAUAUCUGCGGAGCACGUCCAAACAGCAGCGGCAAGACAUCUAACCAAAGAAGCAUUCCGGAAGAUCGAUGAAAAGAUAGAGGAGGAAAGACAAAAGGCUGAGAUUCGUCGGUCUGCCGAGGCUGAGCAACAGAAUGAACGGACAUGGGACUCGAUGAGAAGACAAGUACAGUUCAUGGAAGACAACGAACUGAACUACGACGUAUAUCAACAGGGGAUUGACAAUCGACAUGCUGGGACAUGCAAGUGGCUUUUCGACACAAUUGAGUUCCAAAGGUGGAUUACUGAGAACGCGGACAAGUCCGUCUUCUGGCUAUCGGGGAAGCACGGCGCUGGAAAGUCCUUCCUCUGUUCCUCCGCCAUCCAGCACAUCAAUGACAUGAACAAGGGCAAAUCCUAUGGGCAAGUGUUUCGGUUUCUGACGAAGGACUUUUACAUCACGAGGAACCAGAUUCUCCGACAUCUCGCGAGCCAGCUCCUUUUGGCUCUCUCCGACGUGACGCCUGCUCCAAAGAAGGUACCGGAUUCCAUCGCUGGCUUCCGCCAAAUAGAUGUGAACAAUUCCUACGCGGUUGAAAAUUUAAUUCGCGCCAUCAUAUCUGAGCUUCCCAUGACCUUCAUCUUCAUCGACGGGCUGGACGAGGCGGAAUAUGUGGAUGACGACCGUCUGCCGGCUCCAGCUCAGGUAGACGAUGUUCAGGCGGUUGUUCAAUUCCUGAUCCGAGUCACCACGGGUUCACCAGGAAACAAAGUCAAACUCUGGCUGAGCAGCCAACCGCUCCCGCAAAUUCGGGAAUAUAUCUGCCAGCCGCGGUGGGCCUCACAAGUGGAGGAGCUCAGUCUGCAAACCCGGCAUACAGAGAAGGAUAUCCUGAGCUAUCUUGCGUCCGCGAUAGGAACACCCAAUGCCAACGACAGCUUUGGCCGCAUCUUUGUUACUGCGUCCUUGGCGUCUGAGGCCGAGGGGAGCUUUUUGUGGGUCAAUACCAUGCUCCAAGACCUGAAGUAUGAAGCAGACGACGACUCUGAGCUCUUCAAACUCGCUCAGGAGGGCUUGCCUACCAAGAUGAGCGAGGUCUACAUGAAAGUCAUCAAUCGACUACGAAAAAGGCGGAAAAGAGCAUCUGAUGGGCCCCCACUUUGGAGCAUUAUCCUAUCCCUUGUCACCUUUGCCAAGCGCCCGCUCAAAAUGGGUGAGGUGAUUGAAGCCAUCGCUAUGACAAAGACGGACGACGGGCACAAUUUGAGAACGAAUAGAAUCACCACUCCUGACAAGAUUCUCUCCAGCUGCAUGUCUCUCGUCAGGCAGCAGGCAAAUCCUGGAUACGGACAAGAUUCUCCCCAAAACUCAGUUCUGAGGCUCUCACACUCGGCGGUCCGCGCGUUUCUGAUCAAGAACUCGGACGUGGAAAAAUCAAACUCAAAGGAUGCGGAACAAUUCGUGACGAGCCAGAUUAUCAAAAACUGCUGUUUACGUUACCCGAGGCAACCACGUUACCGGCACCCUCUAGAGUACGCAAACGGCACUUUCCGGACCCAUCGUGGGGAGAGCCUCGAGGACCACCAGCUUCUUACGUACGCGGCAAAAUACUGGUACCAGCACUUUCACUCGCACUCAUUCUCUGGCCCAUUCGCCCUCCAUCGCAGCUCUUCUGAGCUCAGGGGUUCACAGGAUGAUGACAUGGCUUGCGUCAAGGCAUUCCUGUGCUCUUCCAACUUCCGGACAUGCCUACAAAUCCAGUGCCUAUUUGUCGUUCGACAUUUCAUGCAAAAGUUUGAUAGAAUCACGGACGAAGCCACGGCCAUAGGAAGGGCGCUGCCCAACUGGAUCCCGAAGCUCGACCCACAAAUCCACCCACAAGAGUCCGACGGUGUCCUAAAACUCGAGAAGUGGACGCUAGACGGCGCUGAGCCUGUCUCCUUGAUGGAGAAUUUCACUCCAGUUCCCUUCACAUUUGGCGACACCAACCUCAAGCGAUACUGGGUACCAAGCACGGAAUCAUUUCGCUCAGUGCCUUUGGUGCCAAAUGUCAAAUGCGUGAUACCACCAAAUGCUCUCGCACUCAGUCUGGAUUCGAAUCACCACUGGUCUGCCUUGAGAAUUGGCUCACAGCUGUUGCAUCUCAAACCCUCGGAGAGCGUGACCCCCAGCUUCGUCCACAUCGAGGACACCUCUUUAGGUGGGCCGUGGGAGGAUGUUAUUACCCGCGGGCCGUAUCUCGUGCUCUGUCGUCGUCGAGUACCACGACCACAGCCUCCAGCAGCCGAGAUGCUUAGAAGCUUGCGUUUAGAUGGUCCUCUCAGGAGAUUCCUGGAGAAAUCCGACCCUGAGGAUUCGAGUUCUCCGAACCCGUCCUCUUCGGCAUCCUCAGAUUCGCUUGCAGGCACAUCAUCAUCCGAUUCCAGCGACUCCGAUUCGGACAACGGUCUGCUCGACAUACCGUCUGCUGAGGAAUCUUGGGAUGAAGGGUCAACAUCCUCGGAACACGGCGACUCCUCUGGCGAUAGCAUACCCAGCCAUUUACCCAGCGAUUAUGAGCGGGGUGACCAGGAUGACGAACUGGACCUCCAAUCAUUGCAAUCUGACAGUGAAGGGUCUGAUACCAAGUCUUUCCCGGAUGAGGAAUCUGGCAGCGAUGUGGAGAGCCACUCGGGCACAGAUAGUGAUCAAUCUUUCACAUCCCUUGUCAGUCUCACUCAUGUCACCGGUGCCUUGCUAGAGUCGGGGUCGGAAAGCGGGUACGACGAGUCUGAUGUCGAAGAUGACGAGAUGUUCAACCAAGUCACAAUGCUGCCUGAUGAGCUCAAGCAUGAGUUGGGGAUCUACUAUGGCCGAAGGAGAGUCGACUGCGCUGGUUGUGGAGCUAAUUCACUUCGGAAAUGGUACCACUGCAUCAGGUGCAAGAUCGAGGACGGCUUUAAUAUCUGUCACCGAUGUGAGCGUCGAAAGAGGUGGUGUUUGGAUCAGAGCCACCAGCUUUUCCGAAUGGUCAAAGGGAAGGCUGUUGGCGUCAUAACUCGAGGGGAUCAUCGUAUUAGGCAGGAGAUCAAGAUCUACGAAAAUGGUGACAGUGGAGGAAAGGUGCUGUUCCACCUGAGGAAGCAGUAUACCUCGCUCCUCUACCAAUCCCCUCCCGUCAUCCACCCUCAGCACCCAUUGGCAGUUUGGCCUCUGGCGGGCAGGGUCCUUCUUUUUGCGGACUUUAAAGCAAACAACUUCUUUGAACAGAGAGUCAAAAGCAGUGGGAGAAGAGCACGAAAGAUCUGCGUCAACCUCUCCUUCUCUCCCUGCGGACAGCAUCUCCGCGUGGCCAGCAUGGAAGCCGAGGUCCGGAGACCAGUCAAGCCCAAAGGCACCCAAUUCACAAGAGGGCAAACCCGCAGCGGAUUCCGCAUAUGUUUGAACCUCCACGUCAUGGUGUUGCGCCUAUCGUCGAGCAAUCCGACAAAAAGCCCACCCAAGCUGCUCUACAGUACCAGCUUCCGCAUCGGCCCCUGCUCGAAACCCAUCGUCCAGCAAUUCCCUUUCACCUUCACUUGGUGCCCCACUGAGCUCUUCGUAACGCUAAGCGAUCUUCACCUCCGGGUCUACCGCGUGACACUUCCAACCGGGGAGAAUCCACAGGGCAGCGACCUUCCAUCGCUCUCGAAAAAGGAAACAACUGGCAAUCCAGUCUCAAGUACGCCUUCGAAGAGGAUCUACCUGCCCCGGUCGUCCAAAAACAGAUCUGUCAACUACUUCCCUCCGCGCACGCCAGGGGGGGAUUCCACCGUCGUGAUUGGGCCCAGAUAUGGCCGAUUCCUGGCACCUCCUAUUGUUGUGUACUUGAGCGACGACGAUAUUGGAGGGUGGGUCCCUGUUUCGAAUGGGGAGGGAGAAGUAGGGGCGUCAAUGUGUGCUCCGCGGCAAACACUGGAAGGGCAGCUGGAGCAUUUCGUUGCGGAGCAGGAUUGUGACAUUAUUCCUUUUGAUUGUUGA
Messenger RNA from Dichotomopilus funicola, 4311 nucleotides. RefSeq lists its product as uncharacterized. The transcript is spliced from 7 exons. The annotation marks the transcript as partial. The record is from RefSeq and is a predicted model, not a curated record. NCBI's taxonomy places the organism in Eukaryota, Fungi, Ascomycota, Sordariomycetes, Sordariales, Chaetomiaceae.